UACUCUCGUCACUACCAACGCCACGCAUGACAUCAGCUUCGAGGAAAUUGUGGUUUUUAGCAGACGACAAAGAGCUGUAGGUUACGCUAUUUUGUUCGAAUGGAUUCUAAAUCGUUAUAGAGCAUAAGAUCUUUAUUAGUUUACUCGGUAAAAUGGUUUUGUGCGUUUCUAGAUUAGGCCUGAUGUCCAGGAGUAUCCACACGACGUUAGUAUCUCAAGAAAUACAAAAGAUGACACGCUUGAGAGUCGUGGAUAACAGUGAAAUAGGAAAACGUGCAAUGCUCGAAGGCAAACCACCCAGAUGUAUUCAUGUAUAUAAUAAGCAAAGCGUUGGAUUCCUCGGUGACCAAGUUUUGGUAGCGAUAAAAGGCGAGAAGAAGAAAGGAAUUCUAGUAGGUCUGAAGCAGAAACAAAAGCCUAAUGUUCCAAAGUUCGAUAGUAAUAACAUUGUACUCAUAAACGACGAUGGAUCGCCCAUUGGUACCAGAAUCCACGUCCCUAUACCCCAUGUUCUUAGAACGAAACUCAGUAAGCAAUGUAAAAAAGGUGUAGACUACACUAAAAUACUUGCCAUUGCUCAAAGAUUUGUCUAGAAAACCUAUCAUAUUAAUGGCUUGUCUUCUAAUAUUUGAUAAUAAAUGGCAUAGCAAGUACAGGAUUUAAGCCAUAACGCAA
Molecule: messenger RNA, 675 nt
Organism: Athalia rosae (coleseed sawfly)
Lineage: Eukaryota; Metazoa; Arthropoda; Insecta; Hymenoptera; Athaliidae
Gene: mRpL14
Product: 39S ribosomal protein L14, mitochondrial
Exons: 3
Coding region: 153-593 (146 amino acids)
Biological process (GO): translation
Cellular component (GO): ribosome; mitochondrion
Molecular function (GO): structural constituent of ribosome
Source: RefSeq, a predicted model, not a curated record